Messenger RNA from Fusarium subglutinans, 1260 nucleotides. RefSeq names its product transcriptional regulator. Gene Ontology annotation, biological process: regulation of DNA-templated transcription. Lineage: Eukaryota; Fungi; Ascomycota; Sordariomycetes; Hypocreales; Nectriaceae. The coding region runs from base 1 to 1260 and encodes 419 amino acids. The transcript has 4 exons. The record is from RefSeq and is a predicted model, not a curated record.
AUGUCUCUGGUGCCAACACAGCAACCUCAUACCUUUGUUGACAACCACGCAUCGUUGCAUUCUGCCUCCAAUAUCGCGAAACUUGGUUCCGAGGCGACCCUUGACACGCUCCUCAGCUCUCCCAACUCUAUGGAACGAAGUGCUACGGAGUACUCGCAGUCAGGUUUGCCUUCGCCCUAUCCAAGCAACUUCGGCGACACCAAUUCUGAAGGUUCGAGGGCAGAUCACGCAUCUGCUGCGCAAUAUCCUGUCAAGCAGGAAGUCAAUUAUUCGACCUCAGCCACUCCCACCUCCGAGUACGGCGUCUAUCCUCAGUCAGCCCGAUCAGGAUCUUUCCCAGAGCACGUCCAGCGUUCAUACCACCCUACCAGCAGCACCAGCACUGGAGGUAUGGCGCAACAACAGAACAGUCCGUCAAUGCCCCAGCAGGAUGGGCGUAGCCAUCAGACCCAUCCGGUCAAAUCUGACAACGAUGUUCCUAUAGAUCCGUCCAUCGCCGCGCCGAGCCCAACUUACGCUUCGUAUGGGCAGCAUUCCCCCUACGCGCCUAACCCAGACAUGACACACAGUUAUUCCCACCCAGGUGGCGGCAUGUAUGCGCAACCUCGGCCAGACUGGGCUGGUUACCCUCAGCACGGUGGUGCGCCUUUGACUCCCGGUCACCCAGUUUACGCCCAAAACCCUGCCUCUGCGCCACCUCAAGCACGACCAAACCAGGUUUACUCCUUCGUUCCCAUUCCAGGUGCGCAACAGCAUAAACGACCUCGGCGACGAUACGAGGAGAUUGAGCGCAUGUACAAGUGUGGAUGGAAUGGCUGUGAAAAGGCCUACGGCACACUGAACCACUUGAACGCUCACGUUACCAUGCAGUCUCACGGGCAGAAGCGAACACCCGAAGAAUUCAAAGAGAUCCGCAAGGAGUGGAAGCAGAGGAAGAAGGAAGAAGAAGCCAACCGAAAGGCCGAAGAGGAGCGACAACGCCAGGCUGCUGCUGCCGCCGCCGCUCAGAAUGGAGGUGGUGAUCCUCAAGGUCCUGAUGGCACGCCUACCUCAUCCUACCCGGGACGAACAGUUCAGCUGCCUCCCAUCGGAUACCAGCCUGCUCAGUACCCGCCACCACCUUCUGGGGUUCCUCAGCAGCCUCUCCCCGACUAUAACAACAGCCAUAUGUACUCGAAUUAUCAACCUCACUCGCCUUACGCGCAGCCCAGUCAGGGCAUUCCUUACCAAUCAAACGGUGGUCAACCCCCAAGCCACUAA